Molecule: messenger RNA, 660 nt
Organism: Dentiscutata erythropus
Lineage: Eukaryota; Fungi; Glomeromycota; Glomeromycetes; Diversisporales; Gigasporaceae
Source: the annotation of a GenBank genome assembly
UGUAAUUAUAAAACUACAUGCAAAUGUCCUGCGAAACAUCCAUCUGGUACAUUCUGCAGUGGUGAAAUUGGGUGUAAUAAAAAUAAUGCUUACGAGUGUCCUAUACCUGGCUUCACAACAUGUGAAUACGGACCUCGUGAUUCUUGUAAGUUGUGUGGGAAAUUGGUUUGUACAUCUCAACCACCACUAUCUACACCAAAGCCACUAUCCACAACUAUAUGUAAACCUGCUUGUAUUAAACCUAACUCUUGUGUUAAUGCAAAAUGUGUAUGUCAAUCAUCGAAUUGUCCAAAAGGACAAACGUGUGAUAGUAAAAGAACAUGCGCUGUAUCACAAAUACCUGUAAAUAAUUCACCAAAACCAAAAUGUAGUGAUACAAAGACUCGAAAUAUUGUAGAACAAGUUUGUGAAGCUAUUUCUUCAUCGGCAAAACCUAUUUCUUCUAUAGGUAAUUUGCCAUUAGAUGCUCUAGAAGCUUUUGGUGCUUGUGAAGAAAUAAUAGCAGGUGUUUCUGCUGCUGCAAUAUUAACAGGUAUAGGGGCUUUAGCUACUUUUGGUGGAGGUCAAGCCGUGUGUAUAGCAAUAGCAGAAGCAGUAAUUGUUGUUGAUUUAGAAAGUGCAUUAUGUAGCACUACUUGGCAAAAAUUUUGUCAAAUUUAA